CCAAUUUUCUUUUAAAUAACUAGUAUAUACUUUUCUAGCUAUAUAUCACUUUCACUUAAAAGCAUAACAGAAUGUCGACAAGAAGAUCAAGAUCAAGACAUCAGUCAACCGCUUCAAGAAUUAGUGACGAUCAAAUUAAUGAUCUUGUUUCCAAGUUGCAACAGCUUCUUCCUGAAAUAAGAAGUACUCGUCGUUCUGACAAGGUAUCAGCAUCGAAAGUGCUACAAGAGACAUGCAACUACAUCAGGAACUUGCACAGAGAGGUUGACGAUCUAAGCGACCGACUAUCUGAGUUGCUCGAGAACACUGAUUCGACUCAAGCUUCCAUCAUUAGGAGUUUACUUACUCAAUAAUUAAACCAUAUAAUAAUCAUGCAUGUUCUACACAAGUAACCAAAUUUUUCAUCUUUUUUUUCCCCAUAUGUAAUAUGGUAGUAUUUAAGUUUUGGGGUCUUUCUUGUAUCAGAAAAACGAGUUUUUAGUAGACCUUACUUGGAUAAAAAAGGCUUACUUAAUUUGCUUAGUUUGUUGAGCUAGCAUCAAAAGUUAUGUAAUAAAAGAUAUAAAUUC
This is a messenger RNA of Erigeron canadensis, 569 nucleotides long. RefSeq names its product transcription factor PRE3. Gene Ontology annotation, biological process: regulation of growth; regulation of DNA-templated transcription. Bases 72 to 353 code for a protein of 93 amino acids. Gene Ontology annotation, molecular function: protein dimerization activity. The record is from RefSeq and is a predicted model, not a curated record. The transcript is spliced from 2 exons. Lineage: Eukaryota; Viridiplantae; Streptophyta; Magnoliopsida; Asterales; Asteraceae.